GCCGAGGGUUCUACUCCGUUAAAACUCCCCCCGAACGGCUCCGUCCUCCCUGACACUUGUUGCCGUCGGCCCGCGCAGCACCGGCAGAGGCCCCCGAGCGCUCCAGCAUUUCCUCCCAGGGAUCCUCCUCCUUUCCCCCGCGGGGAGUGAUGAACUCCAUCGACCCUCAGUCCCAUCACCUGCACCAGCACCACGCCUCCCCCGCCGCCGGCUCCCUGCCCCCCAAGGGCGCCCAGGAGGCCCCCGCCGACAUGGCCUCCGUGUACUGCGACAACCUGAGCGGCGUGUACCACCAGCAGAGCCUGCAGGGCGCGCAGAGACCCGCCGGCUACGGCCUCGGGGAUUACGCGUCGUCGCCGAACCCGUACCUGUGGAUCAACGGGCCGGGCGUCAACUCCCCCGCGUCUUACCUGCACGGCAACAACCCGGCGCCCUUCAUCCCGCCCUCCUACGGCUCGCAGCGGCCGUUCCUGAGCAACUCGCCUGGCUUCGGGGGGCCCGACCUCGGCUGGCUGUCCAUCGCCAGCCAGGAGGAGCUGCUGAAGCUGGUGCGCCCGCCCUACUCGUACUCCGCGCUCAUCGCCAUGGCCAUCCAGAACGCGCACGAGAAGAAGCUGACCCUGAGUCAGAUCUACCAGUACGUGGCCGACAACUUCCCCUUCUACAAGAAGAGCAAAGCCGGCUGGCAGAACUCGAUCCGGCACAACCUGUCUCUGAACGACUGCUUCAAGAAGGUGCCGAGGGACGAGGACGACCCAGGAAAAGGGAAUUACUGGACUUUGGACCCAAACUGUGAAAAGAUGUUUGACAACGGCAACUUCCGCAGAAAAAAAAGACGUUCGGAUCCGAGUAGCGCGGGCGGAGCGGCGGCGUCGGCGUUUGCGUCCCGAGACGACCCCAUGGGACCCCUCAACCCAAAUUGUCCCUCUGAUAAAGGACAGGGAGCCGGUCGCGCCGCGCUAAUGAGAAACAUCUGA
Molecule: messenger RNA, 977 nt
Organism: Gasterosteus aculeatus aculeatus (three-spined stickleback)
Lineage: Eukaryota; Metazoa; Chordata; Actinopteri; Perciformes; Gasterosteidae
Gene: foxi2
Product: forkhead box I2
Biological process (GO): cell differentiation; regulation of transcription by RNA polymerase II; anatomical structure morphogenesis
Molecular function (GO): DNA-binding transcription factor activity, RNA polymerase II-specific; RNA polymerase II cis-regulatory region sequence-specific DNA binding
Source: RefSeq, a predicted model, not a curated record